Messenger RNA from Clupea harengus (Atlantic herring), 775 nucleotides. It is a transcript of the gene minar1l, whose product is annotated as major intrinsically disordered Notch2-binding receptor 1-like. Lineage: Eukaryota; Metazoa; Chordata; Actinopteri; Clupeiformes; Clupeidae. Gene Ontology annotation, biological process: negative regulation of cell population proliferation; negative regulation of TOR signaling. The coding region runs from base 276 to 539 and encodes 87 amino acids. Gene Ontology annotation, cellular component: plasma membrane. The record is from RefSeq and is a predicted model, not a curated record. The transcript is spliced from 2 exons.
ACAUACAGGCACACACACACACACACACAAUCAUUCAUACACCACACACACAUGCAAAUAAAUGCACGGACGUACGCACAGACGCACCCAUACACAUACAUUCAUGCCCACACACUCACACACACGCACACACAUACACACACACACACACAAACGCCACACAUCUACAGUGCGUCAGUAAGCAUCCUCUUUGGUUUCAGACGGAGUCGACAGAAGGGCUCAUCUCUGAGCAGCCCCUGGCCCCCAGUCUUCUGUCUGAGGGCCACAGGGCCCCCAUGCGUGGAUCCAGGAGCCCCAACCUCAGCCAGCGGGACACGUCCUGGACCCAGUCAGAGCUCUCGCCUCUGGAGCUGCAGGCCCCAGAUCCGCUGGAUUUCUGGAUGGAUGACAUCUACACCCCAGCCUCAGACAGGCUCCUGCAUCGCAAGCGCCCCUCACGGAAGUGCCCCCCGGCCAGAGCCUAUCGCCUCGUCGCACUCUGCGUGACCGCUGCCGCCAUCUUAGUGCUCAUCAUAGUCAUCCCUAUCUGUACAGCAUAGCUCCUUUCUCUCCCUUUCUCUUUCCCUUUCUCUCUCUCUCUCUCUCUCUCUCUCUCUCUCUCUCUCUCUCUCUCUCUCUCUCUCUCUCUCUCUUUCUCUCACACGCACAAACACACACACAAUAACAGACACACACACUUAUCACUUUCAUACUGAGCUCGUGUAAUGCAACGGUAUGCCCUCUACAACUAGCUAAGAGAAUCUUCUUCAAAUAAAAACAUAACUAGAGAGUUGAA